AUGACAUUUGGCAAGGACAUCUUACCUGACAUCGCACGUAAACAGGAAGAUGGGAAUGACUUAUGCGAACUCAAACUAAUUUUUCUGGUUCCGAUAAAGAUGGAAGGCCGAUCGCUUGAGCAUGGACUGGCACAGAAGCUGAUGAUACUGGAGAAUGCUGCAGCAAGAAUUGCAACACUGAGAGCACAAUUGAGAACGAAUAUUGACCAGGCUCGCAAAGAUGUGAGAGCUGUUAUGUCGCAGCAGAUGCUGCUCGUACGUGCCAGAGAACAGGAGUUGCUGGAUGAGCUCGAUGUUAUAAUGAGUCACAGGGAAAGAACUUUGGAGAAUCAGCAACAGUCUCUAUACAAAAACAUCUGGGAGUGCAAACAAGCACUGGAAAAGGUUCGUGAAGGUAGCUCGACGUCGGGCGUGGUUGAUAUUUUAUCUAGAAUUGGCCAUGUUGACCUGUCAGUCCGAGAGUCAGCGCAUGUGUCGUUCGAGUCGGAUGCAAUUGGACUUCGGUCGACACUUCUUUCAUUCGGCACUAUUCGCACUUCUUCAAGACACGAUAAUGUUAACAGGCCGAUACCUGGUGAAAGUCUUCCAAUGGAGAUGGAAGAGUAUGAUGAUGAUGAUGCACUGAUGGCUCAUAAGUCAGUGCUGCGUAUGAGAUCCAACCCGUCUAGUUCCAGUAGUAUAAGCAGACAGCAGGUUGAGUCGGUGAGGAAGUGGUUGAAAAAGAUUCCAUCAGGACCCGGUGCACUCGAUGCUGACGUUACAACUAUUAUGGCCGAGUUCGAUGUGAUCAAGAACUCUUCCACACCUGAAGCAGAAGCAGAAAGUUCGGACUCGGCUUCUUCGUUUGAUCUUGUCGCUGAGGAUAGCAGUACUCCUGCAGCUCCAGCAACACCAGUGGAGAAGGUCUUAAGUGCCGAAUUCCUGAAUACCCUUCAACAACCAUUAUCGUCGUGGCUGAUGCGUGUUAUGCCGAAGGAACGGCAAAAGGUUGAAACGAAUUCGAAAGUUGCUGUGGAGGAACCUGUGCGACCAAUGAAACGUCCUCAUAGCUGUGGAGACAUGAGAAGGCACUAUGGUUUUCAAGAUGUGAUCAGUAGUGUUCAUGCUUCAAGUAAUGACGCUUGGAUCUUGGGAUCGGAACCAGUAAAAAAGACUCGGACUGAAAAACAAUCUUCGUGCACGAAAGAGGAGACUUCGGCAAGUGAGCAGGAAUGUGAAGCCCAGAAUGUCCCUUUCAAUGAAAAUGAGUUCGUUUCUCAUCUCUCAAAGCUGUUCCUGUGCAAUUCUUCAAUGACACCAUUAGGACGAACUUCUUCCGCUGACAAAACCCGGUCACAAGAGAUCGAUCUGAGAACUGUGUUGGGAUGGAAACAAGUGUUGGACAAAAUCGAACAAUCAGCGCCGUAUUGGCUUCUUAGCGAGAAACAUUGA
Molecule: messenger RNA, 1431 nt
Organism: Necator americanus (New World hookworm)
Lineage: Eukaryota; Metazoa; Nematoda; Chromadorea; Rhabditida; Ancylostomatidae
Exons: 14
Coding region: 1-1431 (476 amino acids)
Biological process (GO): intracellular iron ion homeostasis; response to hormone
Molecular function (GO): transcription coactivator activity
Source: RefSeq, a predicted model, not a curated record